Molecule: messenger RNA, 5742 nt
Organism: Brenthis ino (lesser marbled fritillary)
Lineage: Eukaryota; Metazoa; Arthropoda; Insecta; Lepidoptera; Nymphalidae
Source: the annotation of a GenBank genome assembly
AUGGCGACUAGUUUAGUGUUGUUGGCGCUUCAUCUAGCUGUAGCGGCUGCUGGGAAGUGUACUACAGGCUUUUCGGUGGUGGCACCUGAAGUUGCAGUGCCGGGUAAAACGACAGCCGUACUCGUGACUCUACACGGUAGAGCGGGAGAUGAAACACUGGACCCUCUCAACGUGACUGUUAGACUCGAGACUCAAGAUGCUGAUAACGACGUCAAGCUGUUGACCACUGCAAGUCAAAUGAUUACAGGUUACGGUAUUAUUCCCUUGAAAAUACCAUCGUCGCCUGCUUCCCACUGCACUCUUCAUACUACUGUGGGCUGUGUAGGCAACGACGAGUGCACCGCUAAAAGUCACAGUGUCAUCAGACUCUUGGGACCCGUACGAGACGUUAUCGUCCGACCAGCAAGACACCACUACCGUCCGGGAGAAACAAUUACAUUUUGGAUUCUGGCAUUGGACCACGAUCUCCGACUAGUUAGGAACGAGAUAGCAUACGUAGCUUUGAGCGACCCCGCGGGAACCAAAGUUGCUAUAUGGGAUCAAUUGUCUAUGGACGAAGGUGUAAAAAAGCUAAGCGCGAUCGUUGCAUCUGGUGCCAGGUCUGGUACUUGGAGGAUAGAGGCACAGUGUGGAGGAGGAUCAGCACGUGUUGACCUAACUAUUGGAUCUAGCUUAGGAAGUACUACGCCUGCGACUCCGGCUGCUGAACAACAUUACGUCGAACUGAAGUUUGCUGAUAGCAUGCGACGGAGAUACAAGCCUGGAUUACCUUUUGUUGGCAGAGUUGAAGCGAUGAGCACGGAGAAGCGGGUUCGAGUCCGAGUGAAGCUUUACGAUGACAAAACAGAUAUAUACAGUCAAGAUAUCGACAUGUCUACUGGAGAAGGAGGUUUUAUAGUGCCGACUGUCAUGGCUGACGCACCUUAUGUUAAUUUGCAAGCGGAGUUAGUAGCUGUGGAGGGGAAAGAAAUAGAAACACAUUACGUGCUAGCUCGUGAACGAAUACGUCGAUGGAACUCAACGUCUAAAUGCUACCUACUAGUUGAAAACUUGCCAACACCUCUUCAGGCUGGUGGUAUAGCGAGUGCAAGUGUCUGGUCAUCAUGUGGAUGCCGACAAAGACUGCUGACAGCAGUCACAAGUGGAGGACGCGCCGUCCACUGGGCGGCGGUACCAGCGAUACCAGGCGAUAACACGGAUUUGUGCCGAUUUAAUUAUACAUUUCCAGUGACAGCUGACAUGGCGCCGGUCAGUUCACUACUCGUUUACUACGUCACGGAGGCGGGCGAGCCUGUGAGUGACGUCGCCAGCUUUCAUGUCCGAUUGCUACAUAAAGAGGUGGCGGUGGCGAUAGAAGAAAGACGCUGGUGGUAUCCACGUGCAACGCUACAAUUAAGAGUUUUGGCACCACCUGACUCGCUAAUGUGUUUGAUCGGCGCCAGAUCUCCGCCGGAUACUCGGUUCGAUGCUCAUCAAAGCGCUGAUCAUGAAGACCAGCCAGGACCAGAGUUCGUAUCAGCAGGUGUUUCUCUAUUCGUGGGGGGUGGAGCUUGCGGUGGUGGCGUUUUAUACAGACAGAGAACAGCGUCCGUACCACGAGCCCCAGCACAUCUCGUACCGCCUGCGACCCAUGACAGAUUGUGGAUGUGGAAAUGUUUUAAUUAUACAACUCAGCUAUCAACAGACGGAGUAACAAUCGCGGCUCCAUCAGAGGCUGGUCGCUGGUCUCUAUGGGCGUUAUCACUAUCGAAUCGUGGACUUAGAUUCUCUGCACCUCGAACGAUUAAUGUCUUCCGACCAAUUCAAUUAGACUUCGCUCUCCCUCCAGCCUUGAAAGUUGGCGAAACUGUUGAACUGGACGUAAAAAUCACUAAUAACAUCAAUAAUUGUAUGGAUGUAACAGCUCUACUAGCUCUCAGCGCGGGAGCGGCGUUCGCUAGUACAGGAGCACUUUACGUAACCGAACGCUUGAGGCUUGGCCCUCGAGGCGGUACACAGUUGGUUGUUCGAGUUGCUGUUAAUACUCCCGGAAGAAAAAAUAUUACCGUUGAAGUGACCGGCUAUAGCGCGGAUAACUGCUCAGUAUCUUACACCUCAUUUAACAAUGAGACGUUAGUUGGCUCAGUGAUUCGCUCCGCAAGUGUGUUGGUUCUUCCUGAAGGUCUUCACAGAAGCGAUACGCAAAGUGCUUACUUUUGUGCGAACGAACAUCUAGCAGUAUCCUCUCGUGGUUCAUGGGAAUGGCAAUGGGUCGCCGCGCCAAGAAACAGGGCCGGUCUAGUACUAGAAUUGAAAGCUCAAGGCGCUGCUCACGUCGCUUUAUCAACGAUACGAGAACCCUCAGAUGAUAUGUAUCGAGUUGUUUUUGAGAAGAGUCGAGUUUGGAUUGCUAAAGGAAAACAUGGUUACGACGUGCACCUAGCAAGUGCAGAGCAAACCGAACCAACAACGGAAUGCCUAGAGUGGUGCGCGUGGUGGGUGUGGUGGGAGGGCGGGCGGCUGUCGGUGGGGCGCGGCGCGGCGCCGGCCGAGCGCCGCCUGCUCGUGUGGCCGCUGGCUGGCGAUAUGCGGAUAAAGUACGUCGGGUUUAGCGCUUUAUGGGGAGAUGAAGCUGAUUUUAGGAUAUGGAACUUCAACGAAGAAGCUGGAUUCUCUCAAGUUUUGGAACUCGGUCUCCCACAUGGCGUAGUUCCAGGAUCUGCAUCAGGGAACCUCCUCAUAUCUGGUGGUCUACAUCUGCCACUAUACAACUUCCAAAAUGAGGACCAAAUGUCUGAUGUGUGGAGAGACUCGCAGAUAGCAGCCGCGACUGCCGAUUUAGCGCCUUUGUUGGCGUUAGAACACAUCCCUCAUUUAGUUGAUGUUAAUGAAAGAGAGAGGAUUUUAAAGAAGCUACCGGAACAGGUCCAAAUACUUCUCUCGUUUCGCAAAAGCGAUAACUCGUUCAGUGACCAUCCCUCAGUAAGCAGCCAUUUGUCCACCAUCAAAAUAUUAGAGAUCCUCAACAAAAUACAAUCCUAUUAUCCAAUUGAUCCUAACUUACUACAAUCUAUCAAAACUUGGAUACAAAAACGGCAGAACUCAGAUGGUUCAUUCACACCUUUAUCAGCAGAUAAGGAGGUUGAUUAUUUCCCGGUAGAAAUCAAAACUAAUAGUACUGAAAAAGAAAUUGAUGUAAAUGAAUAUUAUUAUUAUGAAAGAGAUGGCAAUAUGACGAAAGACGAAGUGGAAUGGGAGAGAACUGUAGAAGUAACCGCAGAAACGUUGACCACUUUGUUGGAAGUUGGUGUUGAAAAUGAGAUGGAUGCAGAUAUCGCGAAGCGUGCCCAAAAGUAUUUGGAGAAGAACUUAUAUAAUUUGACUUCACCCGCGGCUUUAGCUGCCUCUGUGUUGGCUUUAGUAAUGGCUAGGAGUCCUCUAGUUCCAGAAGCGUUAGCGAUAUUAAAAAACGCGUCCACCACCGAAGAGGGCGAGUUCGGGUGGCCGGCGCCGCGCAGAGACGCUGCCGAUUGGCUUUUGGAAGAAAAUUCGAGAAACAUUAAGACUACUUCAUAUGAAGCGGUGACGAUGGAGCAGUACGUGGCGGGCGUGCGCGUGCUGCUGGCGGCGUGCGCGCGCGGCGCGCUGGCGGCGGGCGAGGACGCGGCGCGCUUCCUGUACUACCGCGCCGCCACGCUGCGCCGCCACCCCGCGCUCGCCUUCCGCGCCACGCUCGCCGCCGCCAGGUACGCCAGCCUGGCGUACGACCGCCACCGCGCACUGACGGUGUCGCUGGCGACGGCGGGCAUGGAGCUGACGGACACGCUGGAGCUGCGCGCGCGCUCGCCGCCGCGCGCGCUCGCGCUGCCCGGACUGCCCACCAAGGUGUUCGUGUACGCGACCGGCGCCGGCUGCGCCACUGUGCAGGGAACGAUAUCCUAUUCAACUUAUAUACCAAAGCCAGAGAACUCUCUACUCAACGUGCAAGCCGCCAUCAUAGAAGAGAUCCGACCUGAAAGGAGCAGUAUUGAAGACUUACAAGGAAACUUGCCAACAUUGAUCAUCAAAACUUGCUUCAAAUGGAAAGGCAAGAAUCGUUCCGGUAUACUACGUUUAGAAGCUUCUCUUUUCUCCGGCUACGAGUUGCGCUCCGUCAAUCCGGUAGUACUCGACGGUGCCACCUUCGCGGACCUGCACUACGGCUCGCGAGGGGAGUCUGUGUGGUUUGUGUUCACUAAUAUCAGCUCAACUUGUCCAGUCUGUGUUACCUAUGAGGCACGAUCUAAAUUCGUUAUAACAAGCCUCCGUCCGGCAUUCGCUAAAAUAUAUCCUUCUAGUCGACCAGACCUUGCUGUGGAAACAUUCUUCCACGCACGACCUGGCAGCCCCUUACUAAAAGGUAUUACCGAUGACGAUUUUAUCACCUGGUUCGAUAAAACACAAUUAGCCAGCCUCAAAACUAGCACGAAUAUAGAUAAUAUAUGUGAAUGUGGACGGAUUUGUAGCCGAGAUUAUGAAUUCAGGAAGGACUAUGAGAAAAUGCAUUCUAAAACUACUGAUAUUAACGUUAGUACGGUAUCGAGUGUUGAUGUAACAAAUUUGACAGAGAGUGAAGAAGUGGCUUCUGCAGAGACUACUAAUAAUGACGUCACAGCAACUACAUUACUCGAUAUUUCCACUACAACAUCUAGCAAUUUAAAUACUAAUGCUACAAAUCCAACUACAGAUGUAGUUAUAGAAGUAACAACAAAAGAAGUGAAUUCAAUAAUAAUACCCACUGUAACAUACUCUAAUAACACCGAUAAUCAGAAAAUUGAUAACACCAUUCAACCUUUACCUAAAGUUAAUGGAGAACUCAUCAUACAAAAAGUACCAGUAAAUAAAAGUAAUUUGAAAAAAUCUGAUGUAUAUAAAAAACCUUUGCCUAGACGUAAAGGCACACUGAAAGCCACUUACGGAGACAAACACGAAAAGUUCUUUAUUAAAUCUAAGCCUAUUAACAUUGUUAAAAAAGCAAACAAUACUGAGAGUAACAUCAGUACUAUUUACUUAAAACCAAAAGUGCAUAAUGAACCUAUAACAAAUAAAGAAACAGCAAUAAUCAAAGAAUCUCUAAUUGAUAAAGAAUCUUCAAAUAAAAAAGAACCUAUAAUAAAUAAAAAGUCUAUCAUAAAUAAAGAAGCUAUGGUAAUUACGGAAACGACAAGUAUGAAAUCUAAUGCUAUAACAACAACAACAGAGGCAACAAAAUCAACUGCAUUCGAUACAAGCACGGCUACUACUGAGAAUAAUGCCGUUCACACAACAAAAUCAUCAAUGACUGAAACAACAACAAUACCUCACACAAUAACAACAAUUACAAAGAGCAACAUAAAAACAAUGCACUACAGAACCAAAAAACCGAAACCGAAACCGAAAACGCAAAUAAAAAAACCAAUCAUAAAUGUCAAUGAAACCAACGAACAGUCUAACAACACAAUAUCGGAUACAAUGAACAAAUCGAAUAAAGUGAUCGAGAAAUAUGUAUCAAAAUCGUUAAAAUCUAUUAACAAAGAAAUCCAUAAAAUGCCUCCAAGCCCAAUAUCUGAAACUGAUUUACACAAAUCCUUAAACAGUCCCAUCAAAAUUGAUAUAGCUCCUGAAAAUAAAGGCGGUUUCGAAAUAUUAGACAAAAACAACAUAUGGGAACUACUAAAAGACCCGAAUAAUUCUAAAAUCGAUAUUCAAAACGACAAAUCGAUGUCACAGAAUAAUCGUUCUUUA